This is a messenger RNA of Pseudovirgaria hyperparasitica, 687 nucleotides long. RefSeq lists its product as uncharacterized. The record is from RefSeq and is a predicted model, not a curated record. Bases 99 to 557 code for a protein of 152 amino acids. Lineage: Eukaryota; Fungi; Ascomycota; Dothideomycetes; Acrospermales; Acrospermaceae. The transcript has a single exon.
CCCACAUUUCCCUCGUUGGAGCUCGAAGAGCAUCUUUAGACAUUGCUGAACGAGGACAGCCAACACCGCGUACUACUCGAUCCUAAGACACCACGUCAAUGUGCUUCCCAAUCCAUAGAAGACCCGUUUCACACCACACGACUUCCUACGAGGAUCACUCUCAAAAUAGACGUAGAAACUCCCGUCAGGGGGGGUCCUUCCAACAGGGCGUGGAGGCUGCACACCGCAAUGCCAAUAGAUCCCGGGAUGGAACACUAGAGUCGCUGCCACCCUCCCCGGGAGAGGCACCAUCUUGUCCAGAUCCUCCACGUCAAUCACCACAACGGCACGGAACAUACCAUUAUCAAGAGGGGGCCCCUCCUCCGCCUGUGUCGGAGCCAUACGGGAAUCGUCCCACCAGGAGACGUGACCGACACGCACCUGCUCCACGAUAUGUAGAGACUGGGCCCAAGUCCUUCGUGAGCGUCGAUAUUUCGCAGUUACGUCUUGAUUGGCGCUCGUCAGGCCGAAGCGCCAAUCCCCGCAAAAAAAAGCAUUUUCACACCAGGAAGCGCUAGGACGCGGUAGAAGACUUAUAUAGGGCGGUCAAUAGCUGUUUGCGCACAUUUCUCGACUAUUUAUAGUCUUUCAUAAGCGAUCUGUGAAAUAUCUUAAGAGUAGUGUGGGCAGAGAACUGACCGAACCUCC